Messenger RNA from Momordica charantia (bitter melon), 1418 nucleotides. RefSeq names its product ABC transporter family protein (gene ABCI10). Gene Ontology annotation, cellular component: membrane; chloroplast envelope. Gene Ontology annotation, molecular function: ATP hydrolysis activity; ATP binding. The record is from RefSeq and is a predicted model, not a curated record. Gene Ontology annotation, biological process: transmembrane transport. NCBI's taxonomy places the organism in Eukaryota, Viridiplantae, Streptophyta, Magnoliopsida, Cucurbitales, Cucurbitaceae.
AAUCUUAUUAUGUUUAAACAAAUUUCAAUCCGCGCCUCCACCCGUCGAUUUUUCCCUCGCUUCCUUCAUCCCACUGUGGUCGCUCCCUACCGCCGUCGCCGCCGCCGCCGCAUCCCGCUGAAACCACUGCCGCCGCCGCCGCAUCGUUUCUGGAGGUCUCAGAGUCUCUGCAACGUUGCUCACCGUCCUCAGCCUCUUCGAACUUCUUUUCCUUCUUCCAAGGAUCCCAGUGAAUGUGAGUGAAGGAUCCGAAAAGAUAAUGAGGGGCUUUCUUUGGGAAGGUGUGGAGGAGGGGGGUGGGUCAGAUCUUGUAAACUGGAAAGAGGUGUCUAAGCCUUUGGAAGCGAGUGGUUUGGGCAAUGGGAAUUUGUGACUAAGGAACGAGGCUUUCUUGGCUAAAUGGUUAUGGCGAUUCCACGAACCUAACGCCUUGUGGCGAAAGAUUAUUGUGAGCAAGUAUGGGCUGCAUCCGUUUGAUUGGGUUCCGGCAUGUGGGUCUAAGCAGCAUGCUUUUGAAGAGUUCCUCUUUUAAUCUAGUUCCGGCAUCGCCACCUCUUCUUUCUCCUCUCUUCUCCAACCCACCCUCCAGGGCAAAUCUUACUGAAAAUAUAGCCAUCGAGGGAUCCAAUCUCAGUUUCUCAAUCACAACGAGGCAGGGGAAAAUUGUGCCUAUUCUGAGGGAUUGCUCACUCCGGAUCCCUUCAGGGCAGUUUUGGAUGCUUCUUGGACCUAAUGGUUGCGGAAAAUCAACCCUCUUGAAGGUCUUGGCUGGUCUGUUGAAUACAACAACUGGUGCAGUAUACGUCAAGAAGCCAAAGUGUUUUGUCUUCCAAAAUCCGGACCAUCAGGUUGUGAUGCCUACUGUGGAAGCCGAUGUUGCGUUUGGCCUUGGUAAGUUAAAUCUGACCAAUGAUGAAGUCAGAUCAAGGGUUUUGGAAGCUCUGAGUGCAGUUGGCAUGUCUAGCUACCUUCAGAGAUCCGUCCAAACGCUGAGCGGCGGUCAGAAGCAAAGAGUUGCCAUUGCUGGUGCCUUGGCUGAAGCAUGUAAAGUUCUUCUAUUAGAUGAACUGACCACAUUUCUGGAUGAGAAAGAUCAGAUGGGGGUGAUCAAGGCAGUUAGAAAUUCUUUGCAUAAUUCUGAAGAUGUUACAGCAUUAUGGGUGACCCAUCGCUUAGAAGAACUCGAGUAUGCGGAUGGCGCUAUCUACAUGGAAGACGGGAAAGUCGUAAUGCACGGUGAUGUGACAAGUGUUCAAAAUUUCAUCAAAACGAAACAGUCGGAUUAUAUGAAGCGUAUUUCCUAUCCAUGACUCUCAUUGAUGUUUCUUUUGUUACAUUAUAAUUUAUAAUGACAUUGUAUUAUAUAAUUUUGUAUCAUUUUGUUACCUAAUAAAAUCAUUGUGUUAAUGAUUUUGCUA